Messenger RNA from Cavia porcellus (domestic guinea pig), 3291 nucleotides. Its product is annotated as interleukin-1 receptor-like 1. The transcript has 11 exons. The record is from RefSeq and is a predicted model, not a curated record. Lineage: Eukaryota; Metazoa; Chordata; Mammalia; Rodentia; Caviidae. Gene Ontology annotation, biological process: signal transduction. Gene Ontology annotation, molecular function: interleukin-33 binding; interleukin-1 receptor activity. Bases 688 to 2355 code for a protein of 555 amino acids.
AGAAAAAAUAUAGGAACUGAUUCUUUCGCUGAAAGAAAACUGAAAAAUGAUUUAAUUAUUGUUCACAGAAAUUUAACUAUGCUACAAAACCCUUUGGUGAUCCUCAGAGACAAGCUGAGGCCGGAACAAAUAUUUGAGAGUUUGGGAUAGUUUUGGAUAAGUUUUGUCUGAUGCUUUAGUUCUAGUUUUUCUUUUUGCUUGGCUGUUUUGUGAUGAUUACGGUGUUGGGCAGAGGUCUGUGUUUUAUAUGUGACUGCAUUUUCUAAAGGCUAUUGAACUUUAUGACUUUAAUAUUUUAAAAUAAUAAUUCAUUUUCUUUCCUCUUGAUUGGGGCUCUUUGAAUGCAUUUUCAAAAGAUUGAAAAAACCGAAUUAUCAAAUAACCGGAUCACUGGAAGGGUCAUAUGGUCCAAAAGAACAGUAGGAAUAAAUACAUGUCUGAAAUUUGCUGUCGGAUAUAUGUGUACUUAUUGAACAUGUGUUGAUUGAUUAUUUUCCUUGGAAGAGCUUGAAUCUGUAAAAAUCAUGGCUACAUAAAUAUUUUGCUUGUGACUUUGUGUGACUUAUUCCUUCCUAGAGACGCAGAUUCUUCUCCCCAACUCUCAUUCCAGCUCAGCACCACACAUUGUCUACCGCAGCGGAGAGGGUCGCACUCCAGGGUCAUUAGUUGCUCUGAUCAGCCGCAACAAUGAGUGACCUACGCUUGCUCUCGACUGAUGCACUGAGCAGAGGGCUUUGGUGCUUGGUGAUUCUAACCAUGCCCAUAUAUUUCACAGCAGCGAAAGUGUCCUCAUCAUCACCGAGCCUGGAAAACGAAGCUUUGAUUGUGAACUGUCCGGUUGGCAGAAGUUCCCUUCUCCCCAGGGAAUGGUAUUACCCGAAAACAAACCGAAGCAUCCCCACCCAGAGUAGUAACAGAGUCUUCGCCUCAGAGGGGAGGUUGAAGUUUCUCCCUGCCAAAGUGGAAGACUCUGGAGUUUAUACUUGUGUCAUCAGAAGUCCCAGCAGGAAUAUGACUGGCUAUGUGAAUGUCACCAUCUAUAAAAGGCCCACAGAUUGCCACGUUCCAGAUGAUGUGAAGUACGCUACAGUCACUGUAUCAGAAAAAAAUCCCAGAAUAUAUUGUCCCAACAUGUACCCCUACAAUUGGACCGCACCUUUUCAGUGGUUUAAGAACUGUAAAGCUCUUCAAGGACCAAGGUACACGGUACACAGGUCGCAUUUGUUUAUCCAUAACUUGGGACCUGAUGACGAAGGUGAUUACACGUGUAGAUUUACACACAAUGAGAACGGAGUCCACUAUAAUGUGACAGCCACCAUGUCGCUGGUUGUUAAAGAUAGGCCAGGGACAUCUAUGUUUCCAGUGAUCACAGCGCCUUCGCAGAACGAAACAAAGGAAGUGGAGAUGGGGGAGGCAGUGAACAUCACCUGUGUGGCCUGCUUUGGGACACGGCCGCAGUUCUUCAUGUUCCUCCUGUGGCAGGUGAACGGGACUAAUGUCAACGACAUGGGGGUAGCAAGAUUUCAAGAGGAGCAAGGGGAAAUUCAAAGCAAUAAUAUGCCCUGUCUCAGGGCCGUGUUGAAAAUAACUGAAGUGAAGGAAGAAGAUUUGUCCCUGGAAUACAGCUGUCUGGCUUUGAAUUUGGAUGGGUUGAGACAGCGCGCUGUGAGGCUGAUAAAGAAAAAGCCAAUCUUCCAGCAAACACUCUGCGUUAUCACAGGACUCCAAGUUCUCCUCAUCUUUAUUGUGGUGAUAGCCCGGAAAGUGUUCUGGAUUGAUCUGACUCUACUCUGGAGAGACAUAGCCAGACCUUACAAAACACGGAACGAUGGAAAGCUCUAUGAUGCUUAUGUCGUAUAUCCGAGGGACUACACAGGCGGUUCCGAGGGACCCAGCUCUAUGGAGUACUUUGUCCACGAGAUGCUGCCCAGUGUUCUUGAAAAUAAAUGUGGAUACAGCUUAUGCAUUUACGGGAGAGAUCUGCUCCCUGGAGAAGAUGUGGCCACUGCGGUGGAGUCCAGCAUCCGAAAGAGCAGGCGGCACCUAUUUGUCCUGACGCCGCACACAUCACACAGCAAGGAGUUCGCCUACAAGCAGGAGGUGGCCCUGCACUGUGCCCUCAUCCAGGGCGACUCCAAGGUGAUUCUGAUUGAGAUGGAGGCAGAGGCUGAACCCAGAGGACUGCAGGCUGCAGGGCUUCAAGACGCCCUCAGCCACCUCAUGCGGGCACAGGGCACCAUCAAGUGGAGGGAAGACCUCGUGGCCAACAAGCAGUCCCUGAACUCCAAGUUCUGGAAGCAUGUGAGGUACCAAAUGCCAACGCCAAGCAGACCCCCGCAAAGAGGCUCCCGGUGAGGCCUCCCGGUGCAGGAACAGCAGUGAUGCUCCUUCGGUUGCAGGUGGAGCCCAGGAUCCAGCACACACUAGCUCCACGCCAUUACCAUUGAACUAGGUCCCCAUUUUCGUGCUGUACCACUUCUAAGUGCUCAGUGGUGAGGGCUACAUUGUUUCAAAACAGGAUCUCAAUUUAAAAAAUGAGUCUUUUUUAAAUUAAAAAUUAAAAAUCAUUUAUAUAGAUAGAAUUACACAAUAUUAUGUGGCACAGCUUAAAUAUAGAGCCCCUACCCAAGGCUCAUACCUGGAGGGUGCUAAUAUCAUUGAGGAGUUUGUAGCCUGAUGGGUGUUAGGAGCCGGGGCCUAAUCGGAAGCGCCAGGUCAGCAGGGCAGGCCUUUGAAGGGCGUAUCUUGGCCUGGCUCGGGGAUGGAGAACCGUUUAGAGCCUUCGGUAGUAAGAAGCAGCCUGCAGUGGCACACGUUCUGUAGGCUCACCCCCACUGGCCUAGCUCCCUUCCUGAUGCUGACUCUUCCUUUCCCUUUGCUGUCCUCUGCCACGAGGUGACGUUUCCUCCCACCCUGCCCUUCCACUGUGAGCAUUCUGCUUCACCACAGGCGUCAUGCAAACGGAGCCCACUGACAAUUGGCUGCAACUUGUGAAACCCCGAGCCGAAAUAAGCCUUUCCUCUUUUAAAUUUUGUAGGUCACAUAUUUUGUACCAGCAACAGAGAGUGAAUUUUAUGUUUUCUACCUAAAAUCAUAAUAAAAAUUAUUGGCAUGUCAUUGAAUUUUUUAAAUUUUAAAAAUAUUCACAAUGUUCCAUUUUAUGGCUGUGCUACAUUGGAUGGAACUGAAAAAGCCUUAAGUAUAAAUAAUUAUGUCAUUAUAAAUAAUUCUACCCUACUGUUAUAUCGUACACCUCUCAAUGAAAAUGUUGAUUAAAAAGUUUGAGACUAU